Messenger RNA from Penicillium cataractarum, 2781 nucleotides. RefSeq names its product histidine biosynthesis bifunctional protein hisB. Gene Ontology annotation, molecular function: zinc ion binding; imidazoleglycerol-phosphate synthase activity; hydrolase activity. Bases 1 to 2781 code for a protein of 926 amino acids. The record is from RefSeq and is a predicted model, not a curated record. Gene Ontology annotation, biological process: L-histidine biosynthetic process. NCBI's taxonomy places the organism in Eukaryota, Fungi, Ascomycota, Eurotiomycetes, Eurotiales, Aspergillaceae. The transcript is spliced from 10 exons.
AUGCUUAUCGGCUUAUGCGGAGCUAUCUGCGCUGGCAAGCAUGCUAUUGCCGAGUAUUUGAUCGAGCAUGAAGGCUUCCAGCUUCUCGAGCUGGCAACCAAACCAACGCAGCAUAUCACUGACGAGCCCGAUGACGACCUCCGAUUACAAGCCUCCGAAAUCAGAAAGAACCGCGACCGAAAGGAGCGAGAUGCCCAAUCCGACCUGGUAUUUGAUACUCCAGAGGCCUUAUUGGACUUUGUGACCAAAAGAUGGCAAGAGAAGUGGGUGACUACCGAUAUUGCAGAUGGCUCGACCCUCGACCGAUUUCUGCUGCGGCCAUUCUUCCUCUUGGUGAGUGUAGAUGCUCCCGUCAGUCUUCGCUGGAAACGAUUCUCGGACAGGUGCUGGCGAAGACAACUGGACCCUCCUGAUUUGGAGAAGUUCGUGUUGUGGAAUGACCGUCAUCUAUAUGAAAAGGACAUCGGACGGGUCUAUCUCACCGAUAGAGCCCAAGUGCGUCUUUUCAACUCCUCUUCGUCCCUAGAGGAGCUCCACAGUUCCCUCCAAACUCUAGACCUCGCCGAUGAACAGCGCCUGCGCCCGAACUGGGAUCAAUACUUCAUGCAGCUUGCCUCUCUUGCCGCACAAAGGAGCAACUGCAUGAAACGUCGAGUGGGAUGUGUACUGGUUCGAGAGCGCCGAGUCAUCAGCACUGGCUAUAACGGAACGCCUCGGCACCUGCCCAACUGCAAUGAAGGUGGAUGUCCCCGGUGCAAUCGUGGUGAUGGUGGUGGAGUCGGUCUCUCCACAUGUCUUUGCCUCCAUGCCGAAGAGAAUGCUUUGCUGGAAGCUGGUCGAGAACGUAUUCGCGAAGGCGCAAUUCUCUAUUGCGAUACGUGCCCGUGCUUGACUUGCACAGUCAAGAUUACCCAGGUCGGCAUUUCCGAGGUGGUGUACUCGCAAGGCUACAAUAUGGACAAGGAUAGCGCUGCGAUUCUCGAGGCGGCGGGCGUGAAACUGCGACAAUUCAGCCCUGUAAUAUUUCUAUUCCAGUCUCCAAUGAUCAAUGAUUACAUGCUAAUUACCCCUCCAGCCGUCGAAUGGCCUUUAAAUCUUGAGACUCGACCCUCAUACUUUAGUCCUUUUCUCACAAUGCCGACCGUUCACCUUUUGGACUACGUCGCGGGUAACAUCCGCUCGUUGGUCAAUGCGAUCAACCAAGUCGGAUAUGAGGUGGAAUGGGUUAAAACCCCCGAGGAUGUGAAGAACGCCGAUAAACUAAUCCUUCCCGGUGUCGGCCACUUCGGCCACUGCCUCUCACAAUUGGAGCAGGGCGGGUUCCUGGGCCCUAUUCGCCAGCACAUCGAAGCCGGAAAGCCUUUCAUGGGAAUCUGUGUCGGUCUACAGGCUCUGUUCCAGGGCUCCGAGGAAGAUCCCAACGUCCCCGGCCUGGGCGUCGUUCCCAUGAGCAUCCAAAAAUUCGACGACAAGUCCAAGAGUGUUCCACACAUUGGGUGGAACUCGGCGAUGAACACAGAGAUCGAGACGAAAAAGCAGAGUUUCUUUGGAUUGAGGCCGACCAGCAAGUACUAUUACGUUCACUCAUACGCGGCACCUUACCAGCCCGGCGUGCUCGAGGCAGACGGCUGGUCGGUUGCCACAGCCACAUACGGCGAGGAGGAAUUUAUCGGUGCCAUCAGCCGAGGCAAUGUCUUUGGUACUCAAUUCCACCCUGAGAAGAGUGGUGUGGCUGGACUACGCGCCAUCCGUGCUUUCUUGACCGGCGACCAAUUCCAAUCCCUUCCCCAAGAGCUGGUUGCUGGUAAGGAAGAUGGAUUGACGCGCCGAGUCAUUGCCUGCCUCGACGUUCGGGCAAACGACAACGGUGAUCUCGUCGUGACCAAGGGCGACCAAUAUGAUGUGCGCGAGAAGAGUGGCGUGGAUGCGGGUGGCCAGGUUCGCAACCUCGGAAAGCCCGUCGAGAUGGCCAAGAAGUAUUAUGAGCAAGGAGCGGACGAAGUCACCUUCCUGAAUAUCACAUCCUUCCGCAACUGCCCCGUAGCGGACACACCCAUGCUGGAGAUUCUCCGGAGGACAUCAGAGACGGUCUUCGUGCCCUUGACCAUCGGUGGAGGUAUCAAAGACACCGUUGACACUGACGGCACCGCGAUUCCAGCGCUCGACGUUGCGACGAUGUACUUCAAGUCCGGUGCUGAUAAGGUCAGCAUUGGGUCCGACGCGGUCUUUGCCGCCGAAGACUACUACAAGUCCGGUCUGAGCGGACGCACAGCCAUUGAGACGAUUUCAAAUGCCUAUGGCAAACAGGCUGUAGUGGUGAGCGUCGAUCCUAAGCGGGUCUACGUGGAUCGACCGGAAGACACCGCUCACCACACUCUGAAGACUGCUUAUCCUAAUGCUGCCGGUCAGAGCUACUGCUGGUACCAGUGCACGGUCAAGGGUGGCCGGGAGACUCGCGACAUGGAUGUGCGGCAAUUGGUACAGGCCGUGGAGGCGAUGGGUGCUGGAGAAAUCCUCCUCAACUGCAUCGACAAGGACGGCAGCAACAGUGGCUUUGACUUGGAGUUGAUCAACGACGUCAAGGCUGCCAUUAAGAUUCCCGUCAUUGCCUCCAGUGGAGCUGGAGUACCGGGUCACUUUGCAGAGGUGUUCAGCAAGACGACGACUGAUGCGGCAUUGGGUGCAGGCAUGUUCCACCGUGGAGAGUAUACUGUGAGCCAGGUAAAGGAUCACCUCAAGACCGAGGGCUUCCUGGUUCGCCAAUUUGAGGCCGAUAUCUGA